UAUAGGGAACGAUAAAACAGCUAUAGGGCAGAUAUAGGGUGGAUAUAGGGCAGCUGUUGGGGCUAUAGGGGCUAUAGGACAGCCAUAGGGUGGAUAUAGGGCGGCUAUGGAGGCUAUAGGUUCUAUAUAACAGCUAUAGGGCGACCAUAAGGACUAUAGGGGUGACGUCGGUCUCUACAUGCGCCCCGUCCCUAUGCGUGGCCCUAUAUACGGCCCUAUAUACGGCCCAUAUGGGGCUCGGUAUCCCCGGUCCCCCCUCGCGCGACUCGCGUUUCCACCCGGACCGUUCCCCGCAAUGCACCACCGCUCUCGGCCAAUCGCGUCUCACCGAUGGCACUUCCGGUGCUCACGCCCCCUCUCUCGGCCAAUCGCGUCUUACUGAUGGCACUUCCGCUUCCGGCGUCCGUUUGCCCGUGCCGCCAUGCGCAGCGCUGCGUCGUUAAGGGUCGCGACCGCCGCUUACCGACGGGGAUACGGAAAUAAAGCGGGGAACGGAACGGGAAACGGCCCGAAAUACCGGCAGGGGCAGAGCCCGGCACCGCGGAGGAGAGAGUAUUUCUAUUGGGUGGAUGCGCACGGCAGGCUGUACUUGGAUGAUGCCAAAGUGAACUUUAUCACCUGCUUCAAAGACGAGCGUUUCCUCGCCUUCUUCUUCCACCGCCUGCAGCCCAACCGCAGCGGCCGCUACGAGGAUUCCUUCCCCUUCGUUUCGCCCUGCGGCGCCGAACGCAACUUUGUGCGCUGCCAGGACCUCCCUGUCGUCUUCACUCGGGUCCUGGAAGGGGAAAAUGGCGGCGGCUCGCUGCUGUCUUACUGCGGAGGAGGGAGUGCCUGUGCGCUCCCUUUUCAACCCGAAUCGUUGACUUUCGAUCCCGAAAACGGGAGGUUGUAUCAUCCGGGACCUGAGGGGGGCGGCGGGGUGGGGUUGGUGAAGUCGGCGCUGGUGGAGGAAUGGGGGGGACGGGUUUGAG
Molecule: messenger RNA, 971 nt
Organism: Lagopus muta (rock ptarmigan)
Lineage: Eukaryota; Metazoa; Chordata; Aves; Galliformes; Phasianidae
Gene: C3H8orf82
Product: chromosome 3 C8orf82 homolog
Source: RefSeq, a predicted model, not a curated record